This is a messenger RNA of Prorocentrum cordatum, 366 nucleotides long. Lineage: Eukaryota; Dinophyceae; Prorocentrales; Prorocentraceae. The record is from the annotation of a GenBank genome assembly.
AUGACCCCGCUACACAAGGCAGCCAACGGAGGCCACGCCGAGGUCGUCCGGCAGAUGCUCGCCGCCGCGGGCAUCGAUGUUGACGGCUCGAACGUGAACGGUUGGACCCAGCUGCACGAAGCAGCCGGCGAAGGCCACGCAGAGGUCGUCGAGCAGCUGCUCGCCGCCCAGGGCAUCGACGCGAGCGCCAAGUCCAAUGACGGCUUGACCCCGCUGUACCAGGCAGCCCUCAUAGGCCACGCCGAGGUCGUCUGGCAGCUGCUCGCCGCCCCGGGCAUCGACGCGAAGGCCAAGGCCGAGGGCAGGUUCGGCAUGACCUCGCUGCACUUUGCAGCCAACGGAGGCCACGCCGAGGUCGUCUCGUAG